CCUUCAAUAAAUGAAGGAUCAUAUGUGUGUGAGUUUUUAGCACCAUUAAUCAAUACUAUAGUCAGUGAUUUACCAUUAGAUAUUGAGUCAUGGGGUUCUGCCAGUGCUGAACGAAAAGAUUCUUUGAGACGAGCACGCAGACCUGAUUUUAGUAUAGUAGUUAAUGUAAAUGGUCUAAAAGUUGAAAUUGCCUAUCUUGAGACUGGCCGACCAGACUCUAAACCAAGCAAGCAAGCGCGUGAUCAUAAGAAGCUGCGCGAAUCUCAAGAGAUUCUAUAG
Molecule: messenger RNA, 279 nt
Organism: Racocetra fulgida
Lineage: Eukaryota; Fungi; Glomeromycota; Glomeromycetes; Diversisporales; Gigasporaceae
Source: the annotation of a GenBank genome assembly